Molecule: messenger RNA, 595 nt
Organism: Capsella rubella
Lineage: Eukaryota; Viridiplantae; Streptophyta; Magnoliopsida; Brassicales; Brassicaceae
Product: VQ motif-containing protein 29
Exons: 1
Coding region: 220-570 (116 amino acids)
Source: RefSeq, a predicted model, not a curated record
UUCACUUAAAAGUCAAAAAACCAAAUAAGCCGCAAACGAAGAUUCAUAAAUACCCAAAAACGCAUUUGACCCACGCUUUUAAAACGUUGACAUAUCAAUGCCUAUCCACACAUAUAUAAAUACUUGUGUACACACACACACACAAGCCAUCAAGAUAAGACAUUAAGCUUCAAAUCAUUUUGUUGUGUAUUGCAAAAACUUAACUUCUGAUCAUCUCCCAUGGAAGCUACUUCACAGCCAUGUUUCUCUCAGAAUUACCACUCCUCGCUCCAUUCGAUCCGUAAGGAACCAGCAAAGCCUUGGAAAAAACCUGUAACAGGGUUGUCUCAGCGUAUGCAUCCUAAAGUUUACCGAGUCGAGCCUGUUAACUUCAAGGAGUUGGUUCAGAGACUAACUGGUGCACAAGACCAUGAGCCAGAGGUAAAUCAAGUUGAGCUUAAGCCACUCAAGGUUUCUGAUGAGGCAGUAACAACUAAGGACAACCCGUUGGCUUUUGAUCUUUCACCGUCAUCAUCUCGGUUCUGGGAAGCUUUCCCUCUUCUCAGUCCUGCAAAUCUUUCAAGAUGGUAGCAAGAAAAUAAAAGUUUCCUUUGAU